GGUGGAGGUGGUGGAGGUGGAGGAGGUGGAGUUGGAGGUGGAGGUUGAGGUGGAGGACGUGGAGUCGGAGGAAGAGGAGUUGGAGGAGGAGGAGUUGGAGGUGGAGUUGGAGGUGGAGGACGUGGAGUCGGAGGAAGAGGAGUUGGAGGAGGAGGAGUUGGAGGUGGAGAUGGAGGUGGAGGACGUGGAGUCGGAGGAAGAGGAGUUGGAGGAGGAGGAGUUGGAGGUGGAGUUGGAGGUGGAGGAGGUAGAGUCGGAGGAAGAGGAGUUGGAGGAGGAGGAGUUGGAGGUGGAGGUUGAGGUGGAGGACGUGGAGUCGGAGGAAGAGGAGUUGGAGGAGGAGGUGGAGUUAGGGGAGGAGGUGGAGUUGGAGGAGGAGAAAGCAGAGGAGGAGGAGGAGGGGGGCCCAUCUCCCUCCUCCUCCUCCUCCUCCUCCUCUUCCUCCCUGUCCUCCUCCUGCUCUGUCCUCAUUCUGGUCCCCCUGGAGGAGGGAUCUGCUGCUGCCCGGUCCCCGAGUCCUCCCCAGAGCCCUCGGAGCACCUGCCCCUCCCCCAGUGCCAUGGCAGGCGCUCCGGGGAGCCAGUCCCACCAGGGCUCCAGCAGCCCCGAUGAGGAGGGGUCGAGCACCUGGGGGGCCCCGGCAGGGGCCCAGGCCUCGCUCCCAGAUGCGCUCCGCGUGAAGGUGGCCGGCCUGGUGCUGCUUCUGCUCCUCAAGUAUCGCACCAAGCAGCCGACCACACGGGCGGAGAUGCUGGCGGCGGUCAGCCAAGAUGACCGGGACCGCUUCCCCGUGAUCUUCCGCCGAGCCUGCGAGUAUCUGCAGCUGGUCUUUGGAGUCGACGUGAAGGAAGUGGACCCCCGCGAGCACUCCUACGUCCUGGUCAGCAUCCUGGGCCUCAGCUGCGAUGGGACGCCGAGUGGUAGGGACGGCAUGCCCAAGACCAGCCUCCUGGUGCUGGUCCUGUGGGUGAUCCUCCUGGAGGACGACCGUGCCCCUGAGGAGGCGGUGUGGGAAGCGCUGGGGGUCAUGGGGGUGUAUGCCGGCAGGGAGCACGUAUUCUAUGGGGAGCCCAGGGAGCUGCUGACCGAAGUCUGGGUGCAGGAAGGGUACCUGGAGUACCGGCAGGUGCCCGGCAGCGAGCCCGCACGCUACGAGUUCCUGUGGGGUCCCAGGGCCCACGCAGAAACCAGCGGCGUGCAAGUGCUGCAGCACAUCCUCGCGGUCAACAGCAGGCAGCCGGGGUCUCCGUGUCUGUCCGAAGAGGCUGUGAGCCAUGAGGAAGAGCGGGCCUGAGCCCGAGGGGCAGCCGGGCCCGUUCCCGCCUGGGGUCGAGCAGCUUCUCCUGCGGGGCACGAAGCCAGGCCACUUCUCCCCUGCGAGUGCGAGCAGAGCGGGCGCUGGGCGUUAAGGUUUCGUGAGCUUCGGGCUCAGCGUGGGAGUGGCACCCACGCCACAGGUGUUCGAGAGUCAGAGUUUUGCCGUUUGGUGCAACGAGCUGGGAACCCUUCCGUCCUCGUUCGGGAUCCAGAAGGGAAUCGCGGUGCCUGGGCUGGGCACAGACAGGGAUGUCUUGCAAACGUGAAGACCUUGGCAGUAAACGGAUGGUUUCAGGACAUGGAGAAGUAAAAGAUGUUCGUUCUUGC
This is a messenger RNA of Neofelis nebulosa (Clouded leopard), 1644 nucleotides long. RefSeq names its product melanoma-associated antigen 9-like. Gene Ontology annotation, biological process: negative regulation of transcription by RNA polymerase II. The record is from RefSeq and is a predicted model, not a curated record. Lineage: Eukaryota; Metazoa; Chordata; Mammalia; Carnivora; Felidae. Gene Ontology annotation, cellular component: nucleus.